UCUCGGGGCCCUUCCCCCUUCUUUCCCAUCCCCAGGUUCCUCUCUCUCUCUCUCUCGUCCGCACGAGCCUCCUCCGCCUGUCGUUCAAACCCUAAAAAUUCAUCCUUUAGGGUUUGAUCUCGGGUUGUCGAGUUAGAGGGAGCGAAGGAUUCGGGUCGAUUCGUUUGGGGCUGGGAUAGAUAAUGGCAAGUACGAAAGGGGCUGCUAACUUUAGGAACUCGGCAUCCAGUGGAAAACAGUCGUUCCUUCCUCCGAAAAGCCCCUUUCCGACAAUGCCUGUGACUUAUUCCGACUAUGGGACCAUAGGAUCAAAGGGCAUCCCAAAGCCAAGAGAGGGGCACAGACACCAUCAGCGCACUUCGUCCGAGAGCUUUCUCGAGGAGCAGCCAUCGUGGCUUGAUGAUCUGCUUAAUGAGCCGGAGACACCCAUGAAGAGGGGAGCUCAUCGCCGCUCGACAAGCGACUCAUUUGCAUACAUGGAUGGAGCUAAUAUUUAUGCUAAUAUGGAUAAUUUAUCACAGCACGAAGGCAGGCAGCGGGACAUCACCUCACAAACUAUGUGGGGAGCUCAAGACUUUGAUCGCCAACAUGUUCCUUAUUAUGCUGAGGCAAAUUCAUUUGGGAAACCUCAGAAUAGAGGAUGGGAAGCCUUGAACAUGGUCAAUUAUCCAAGUGGUGCUCCAUUGGCAAAGGACAAGACUUUGCAUCCAGUUUCAACAUGUGUUCUAAGGGAUGUUGAUGCAGCAACAUCUAAUGUUACUGAGAAGAAGGAGCAGGAGCAAUCUCCACAAGAUUCAAGAGGUAUCUCUGAAAGAAAGAAGGAAGGCUCUCAUGCUAAGCACUUUGAUGUGGACCCAAAACGAGUUAAACAGCAAUUUGCUCAGCGCUCUCGGGUGCGGAAACUCCAGUACAUUGCUGAGCUGGAGAGAAAUGUUCAAGCCUUGCAGGCAGAAGGAAUGGAAGUUUCAGCUGAACUGGGAUUUCUGGAUCAGCAGAAUCUUAUAUUGAACUUGGAGAACAAAGCCUUGAAGCAACGAUUGGACAGUUUGACUCAGGAGCAUCUUAUAAAACGACUCCAGCAGGAGAUGUUGGAGCGAGAAAUAGCCCGGCUUCGAUCAUUGUAUCAACAGCAGCAGCAACAUUUGCAGCAACCACCUGCUCCAACCCAUGGUCGCAGUAGCAGUAGAGAUCUCGAGUCACGAUUCGCUAAUCUCUCUUUGAAACACGAAGACCCAAAUUCUGGGCGGGAGCCAGUCACAGGUCCUCUCAAUAUUUGAAGUUUCACUUGCAACCUACCUGUAUUUGGCGUAAGACAUUGCUUCGAGAAGUGAGCUGGAAACUUGGAAUCACAUCCAAGGUGAAUAACAUCAAGAGGUCAAUAACUUCAGUCUGAUCUUUGUUCCUUUUUACUCGUUUCAAUAUGCGCGCCUGGCGGUCAUCUUCAUCUCCCGUCCAUUUGUUGAUGCUCGACCGUCGGAGGUGUUAGGUUAUGCUUGUAGUUUCAUGCUUUUGCCACAUUUCUGUAUUCUCAUGAGCUACGAGUUCUUAGUUAAUUCCUUUGAUCUUGUUUUCCACCGCACGGUUUCUUUGAAGCUCAUUAAUUCAACGUCUCGAUCCUUUUGAUGCCAUGAAUGGUAUGUGGAUAUUUAUGCAAUAUCUGAAGGGUUUGUCGGCAACCUUCAUUUCCUGU
Messenger RNA from Phoenix dactylifera (date palm), 1690 nucleotides. RefSeq lists its product as uncharacterized. Gene Ontology annotation, molecular function: DNA-binding transcription factor activity. Lineage: Eukaryota; Viridiplantae; Streptophyta; Magnoliopsida; Arecales; Arecaceae. The record is from RefSeq and is a predicted model, not a curated record. Gene Ontology annotation, biological process: regulation of DNA-templated transcription.